This is a messenger RNA of Morchella importuna, 291 nucleotides long. RefSeq lists its product as uncharacterized. NCBI's taxonomy places the organism in Eukaryota, Fungi, Ascomycota, Pezizomycetes, Pezizales, Morchellaceae. The transcript has a single exon. The record is from RefSeq and is a predicted model, not a curated record. Bases 1 to 291 code for a protein of 96 amino acids.
AUGAUCAUCCCCGUGAAGCUGUCGGCCGAGCAGGCGUUCAUCGCGCUGUUCCAGGUCGUCGCGCAGGGCGACGCCGUGUUCGACAAGUACAUUGCGGGCGUCGAGGGGCCGCAGAAGCGCAGCAUGGGCGACUAUUUCAAGCGUGUGGCGGUGAAGCUGGCGGCCGCGGAGAAGGAGAGGAACGAGGCGGGCGGGGCGGGGCUGGGGCUGAAUAGCGAUGAGGAGGAGGACGUGCGCGAGAUUAUGUGUGUGGGUAAGGUGGAGGUGGGGGGUGUGUGGGAGGGGGAGUAG